GCACUACCUGUGGAUCUCACACUGCUCUAUUGGCUCCUUUGAUAGCAGCUUUUUGACUUUGAAAAGAAGAUGAAGUGCAUCACACUGUUUCUUGUGUUGUCGCUGGUGGUCCUCAUGGCUGAACCUGGGGAAUGUUUUAUUCACCACUUUUUCAACGGACUUGUUAAGAUCGGGAAGUCGAUCCAUGGUCUUAUCAGGAGACGACAUGGGGCCAUGACAGAGCAGCAAGAGAUGGAACAACGUGCGUUUGAUCGAGAGCGAGCUUUUGCCUGAGUCUAUGAGGGUCCAUCUGGAAAAAAACAACUCUGAAACUGUGUCUGAAAAGAAAUGCUUCUUGCUCUUCAUCAUAACAAAUAUUGAAUUGACUCACUGGGCUAAGUGUAUUUUUGCCUUUACUGAUUUUGAAUAAAAAUGACAUUUGAAAUAAAUGCUCAAGCUGUU
Anoplopoma fimbria (sablefish) is the source of this 441-nucleotide messenger RNA. Its product is annotated as pteroicidin-alpha-like. The record is from RefSeq and is a predicted model, not a curated record. NCBI's taxonomy places the organism in Eukaryota, Metazoa, Chordata, Actinopteri, Perciformes, Anoplopomatidae. The coding region runs from base 70 to 273 and encodes 67 amino acids. Gene Ontology annotation, biological process: defense response to bacterium. The transcript is spliced from 4 exons.